Molecule: messenger RNA, 958 nt
Organism: Aspergillus brunneoviolaceus CBS 621.78
Lineage: Eukaryota; Fungi; Ascomycota; Eurotiomycetes; Eurotiales; Aspergillaceae
Exons: 4
Coding region: 47-958 (303 amino acids)
Cellular component (GO): 90S preribosome; nucleus
Source: RefSeq, a predicted model, not a curated record
GGCUUUCCUCUGCAGUGAAAAAAGUUUUAAUUUCCAGACCAGAAUCAUGUCCGACGGAAACCCAAAGCCUUCCGGCCUGGCCGCCAAGGUGGACAAAAAGCGCAAGAGACAGGCCGAGGAAUCCAACUCCAAGACGGAGCAGCAGACCAAGUCGACUGGCAACAGUGCGUCGGAUGGACCGAAGAACAAAAAGAGAAAGGAUAGCAACAACAACAAGGGCAAGUUCGACAAGAAGAAGGGUGGAAAUAAGGGCAAGGACAACAGGGACAAGCCGAAGCAGCCCAAGGAGCCCCAGGAGACCAAAGCAACAGAGGUCAAAGGCAGCAUCGAUGAAGCGAUCGGAAAGAUGGACGGUCGAUUGUUGGCCGAUCACUUCGCCCAGAAGGUUCGCCGGCAUAACAAGGAGAUCACUGCUGUUGAGCUGAGUGAUCUGUCUGUACCUGACUCCGCUUUCCUCGAUACCUCGUCCUUCGAAUCUCCCCGCAACCUCGAAAACCUCCCCGCUUUCCUGAAAGCCUUCAGCCCCGAGAAGGGUGCGCACCUGGCUAAAUCGUCUGAGGAGAAGGGAACCCCCCAUACGCUGGUGAUCGCCGGUGCUGGUCUCCGCGCCGCCGAUGUCGUCCGGGCCCUCCGCUCAUUCCAGAACAAGGAAUCCAUCGUGGGCAAGUUGUUCGCUAAGCACAUUAAGCUGGAAGAAGCCAAGCAGUUCUUGGAGCGCGCACGUAUGGGCAUUGGUGCCGGUACCCCAGCCCGCAUCUCGGACUUGAUCGAUUCAGGGUCCCUCAAACUCGGUGAACUGGAGCGCAUUGUCAUCGACGGCUCUUACGUUGACCAGAAGCAGCGCGGCAUCUUCGAUAUGAAGGAGACGCAUCUCCCCUUGCUGCAGCUGCUCACGCGGCCUGAGUUCAAGGAUCGUUACGGUGCAAAAGUCAAGGGAAUCAAAAUCAUGGUAUUUUAG